AUGUACAACGAAGAUUAUCACCCUCAAACCUCGCUUCAUCAUCAACAACCAAUAUAUCAUCAACCCCCACAAUAUCCUUAUACACAAUUUCCAACAUUUCCAAGUCAAGGUGAAUCCUCUUCAAAUCCUAGUAAUUUACAAAACAAUCCAACUGAAAUAGAAAACGAGAAUCAAAAAUACCUUUUGGUAACACAAGAAAUGAUUAAUCAAAGAGAGGAAGGUCAGUUAAAAAAAGGGCGCAUGCAUUACUUCUGUCAUUAUUCACUUUAG
Molecule: messenger RNA, 270 nt
Organism: Meloidogyne enterolobii
Lineage: Eukaryota; Metazoa; Nematoda; Chromadorea; Rhabditida; Meloidogynidae
Source: the annotation of a GenBank genome assembly